Symbiodinium sp. CCMP2592 is the source of this 495-nucleotide messenger RNA. Lineage: Eukaryota; Dinophyceae; Suessiales; Symbiodiniaceae. The record is from the annotation of a GenBank genome assembly.
AUGGCUCAGCCAAGCGUCAGUGACGACCAGGUGGAAGAGUUCGCGACGCUGCGAUGCAACUUUCCAGUGAACAAGCAGCAGACCUGCGGUGCAAUCAUAAAGGAGGGCGUCUUCCUCCGCUGCCGGCACCUCCUGUGUAAGGAGCACGCGCAAGAGUGGUUCCUGGCUUCGGACGAGUGUCCCGUGUGCCGCGAUGGGAUUUGUGCAAAGCGGCGCCAUGUUGGCCGAGCUGAUGACAGGGAGCGGCUGAAGCUGCUCCAGGAGCUUCUUGUCACAUCCUCGCCGCUCGAAGUCCAGGAGGCGGCCGCCGUUGCAUUGGAGCUCUGGGAAGGCCAAAAGGCAGAGGAAUUCGGACGGGAGGUGGCGAGGGAACAGGAGCUGAUGACGCAUGUGAACCAGCUGAACCGCACUGUUCGUAGGCGCUUGACAGAGGCGGAGUCUGCGGUGAAAUCCCAGCUGGCCAAGACAGAAGAUCUGCGCCGAAAAGUCGCAGAG